Solenopsis invicta (red fire ant) is the source of this 671-nucleotide messenger RNA. RefSeq names its product 60S ribosomal protein L27a (gene RpL27A). Gene Ontology annotation, molecular function: structural constituent of ribosome. The record is from RefSeq and is a predicted model, not a curated record. Bases 96 to 539 code for a protein of 147 amino acids. Gene Ontology annotation, biological process: translation. Lineage: Eukaryota; Metazoa; Arthropoda; Insecta; Hymenoptera; Formicidae. The transcript has 6 exons. Gene Ontology annotation, cellular component: cytosolic large ribosomal subunit; ribosome.
CGGUUCUCUGCGACACUCUGCGGAGUCUGCUGUUGUGGUGGGAGUACUUACUUCCGCCAUGCUCUGCGGUUCUUUUCCUUCAUCAUUUUCUUGCGAUGUCUACACACAAGAAAAAGACCAGGAAGCUCCGUGGACACGUGAGCCAUGGCCACGGUCGCGUGGGUAAACAUAGAAAGCAUCCAGGUGGUCGUGGUAAUGCCGGUGGUUUGCAUCAUCACCGAAUCAAUUUUGACAAGUAUCAUCCCGGUUAUUUCGGAAAGCUUGGUAUGAGGAAUUAUCAUCUACGACGCAACACCAAAUGGUGUCCUACUAUAAAUUUAGACAAAUUAUGGACUUUGGUGUCUGAACAGACGCGACUGAAGUACAAAGAUGUUGAAGGCAAAGCGCCUGUAAUCGAUCUUGUCAAAGCGGGAUAUUACAAACUCCUGGGAAAAGGACGCCUUCCGAAACAACCUGUCAUUGUAAAAGCAAAAUUCUUCAGUAAACAGGCCGAGGAUAAAAUCAAGGCAGUUGGUGGUGCGUGUGUUUUGUGCGCGUAAUCAUCGAAAUUUCAAUCUCUAUAAGCGUAUACUUCACAAGUACUCAAACUUCACUGAAACGUGUGAAACAAAAAAAUCAAGAUUAAUUUAUGGAGGAUGUAUUUCGAUGAAAUAAACAUUUUUUUAAGCACA